UAUUACACUUUUUAGCCAUCAAUGCAAAAUAAUGACGAAGAAAAGGAUGACGUAGAAAACAUCCAUCCGGACAGUAAAUAUGAUAAUUGGACCAUCAGAAGUUAUGACGUGAAGACAAAGUAUGAAGAUAUUCCCCAGUGGAUGAAAAUGUAUGCUGAGUCAUCUACUGAUACUCAUGAGUUCUUCAAGUUUGAUAAAUUCGAGUACAAAGAAUUGGAUGACUGGCAGAAAAUGUUACUGAAACUUUACAGAGAGGAUCUAAGAAAAGUAAUACGCUACUAUGAGGAUUACAGAGCCUCCCUGCUGCGAGAGAUAAUAGAGAGGACAAAGAGAGAAGGAGAGCAGGUCUCCCCUGAUGUGGAGCUUUCUGACAGACACACUGUUUGUAAUGAUCAGACGGAGAAACCAACAGUAUCACUGGAAGACAAACACCAACUAAAAACUCUGAUGUCCCUGGACAAUCACCUUCCCAUCGACAACAAGUUAUCACCGGACAGGUUGUCUAUUGCGAAACUAUCACCCCGGAGGCUGUCACCUGUGGGAAUGAAAAUGUCUACUGGUGACCCGAUGUCACCAAGCAACACCUUGUCACCUAGCGACACCGUGUCACCUAGCGACACGCUCUACGCUGGCAACAAUUUACCUGGUCUUGCACCCUCUCCCAGUUCUGUGAAGUUUAAAAGAUUUGGACAAAGAAAAGUUUCGACUACAGCUAGAUCACAUAACCCUGAGGACAUGUUGAAAGCGGUAGAAGAUUACCAAACUCGGCGACAAUCUGAUGAAAGUCAUGAAACACCCCAGAGCAAAGAACCAGAGAUCACUACCUCGACAGGCCCCACUCCAACCACCCCCAACCUUGAUACAAAAUCAAACAGUUUUCUUGCCUUCAAUUCUCCUAAAUCCCCUCUCGAACUAGAUGGCAGUUUUUCAGAAGUUAAAAGUAACGGUUCAACAGGAAGUUUUGGAUUCCUCGGAGCUUCCGAGGAAUCUAUCAAAGAAUUUGAAUCUCCCAAACUAGAACGAAGAGGAAGAGGACGACGGAAACCACGGGGGAAGUUACAUUCUAGCUUGUUUAACACUGAAAACAUCGAUCAGAACAACAGACCAAACGACUUUCCCUCUCCCCAGCAUAUCAGGUCAGCCAGUUCACGUCACUCUACAGCGUACAGUACAGAUUUCCCGUCGCCCUUGUUGAUGAGAAGUUCUAGUGAUAGACCAGCAAACAGGCACAGUGUCCAUAACUCCAUACUGCGUGGCGUGCAGCACCGUGAAUCGAGCGUGAGCUCGUGUAACACGCUAGGUAGUGACGACAGCGUCCUAUCACGUGACUCCAGGACACGGAGCUCCAGCAGGAUCAUCACGUCCCCCAAGUUGAAAGUAAAGUCGGAGCCGGGCUCCAAUAAUGUCACUGUAAUACCAGUUUCAGACAGAAAGGAAAAGAAGCUCCCCAAGUUUUUAUCUCGAGCUGCGUCCUUCGGUCGAAAAGAUAAAAACAAAGUGAAGAUCCGAGGUACAGGAGAAUACAGGAGUUUCAGGAAAACGUCGAGUACCACUGAUCCCCGGCUGUCUCGUAAAGAUGCCUUUUUAACAGCGAAGGGGGAAGUUCUUCCAAAGGAAACUUCCGUUUAGAUGUACAUAGUAGAUAUACCUCAUCCUGCACAAGAAAUUGCUAGAUGAACUUAUUUGCAUGUCAUAUUAUUUCAUGAGAUGCAUGGCAUAUUAUCAAGAUCUUACCGAUGAUGGUAUUUGGUAAACUGAUAAUAAGCAGAAAUUUACCCUUUAUCGUUUAUGUUCUUAAGAUUAUUGUAUGAUUAGAGUCUAUAAGAAUCGCAUUAUUAACAAUUGAGUGAUUUUCAGUUAUGAUUUGCUUGGUUGAAAAGCAUGGUUUUGAUUUUAUUUGGUCAGACAGUUUUUAGAUGCUGUACGGUUUAAGACUUUCUUUGAAAUGUGUGUCGAAAUUGAUUGCGAAGUUUUAAUCUGUACAUAAUAUGAAGUGUAAAAAGUUUUAUAAUUUAUCGUUGUUAUAUAAA
This is a messenger RNA of Bolinopsis microptera, 2030 nucleotides long. RefSeq lists its product as uncharacterized. The record is from RefSeq and is a predicted model, not a curated record. Gene Ontology annotation, molecular function: molecular adaptor activity. Gene Ontology annotation, biological process: apoptotic process; negative regulation of cell population proliferation; hippo signaling. The transcript has 10 exons. Gene Ontology annotation, cellular component: cytosol. Bases 22 to 1629 code for a protein of 535 amino acids. NCBI's taxonomy places the organism in Eukaryota, Metazoa, Ctenophora, Tentaculata, Lobata, Bolinopsidae.